GAAAGGAAAGAAAAAUCCUUCAAACUAAGUAGACAAGGUAGGAUACCAGCUAGUACUUAUAGAAAACGCUCGUGAGAGCGAGUAGUGAGCUCUAGAUCGCCGAGGUGAAGACCAGAGGAGCUGGGGUGGCUGCCGGCGAGCUAAAUUAGGUGGACGUUUUGGUGGUUGUGGAGUUACUGAUGAGAGAGAAAUUUAGUAAAUAUAUGACUUAAAGUUGCAUUGUUCAUAGCGGUUUUAAGGUUAAACCACACCGGUUAACGAUUUUACCCAAUCUUGCCUUUCGACAAACCACCUAUAUUUAUCGUGACGAUAAACUGGGGAAUAAAAUUCAUCUAGCCAUUAACGCAUGACAUCCAGUGAGUAGGAAGACCAAAAAAUUGAAGACUCAAAAGUAGGAAGCAAUAGCAGACAAUAGCAGUUCUUGUGAAUUUCUUCUUCUUCAUCCAGAUAAUUUGGUGUAGAGCUGCAAACUGAUGUCCCGAAGGCGCAAUGCUAUUGUAGCUGCAGGAUUAGUUGUUUUUGCCACAGCUGGUUUGACAUUUCCUUUCUACAUGGCAUCAUCGUCUAAGAAACAGCCUGUCAUUGACUCAUCGAAACCCUUACCACCUCAGGCAACCUUUCGAGGACCAUAUAUCAACACUGGUUCACGUGACGUUGGACCAGAUCAUCGUACUUAUCCAAAAAAAUAAUAAAGUUCUAUGGUUACCUGACUAGUAUUUUCCCCGAUAAUUGUUGUAACUGGAAUUUUAGAAUGUGAAUACAAUAGCCUUAUAAACUAUUUUGUUACAGUAAUAUUGAAGUAAUAAAGGCAUAUUGCAAUCAAUUGCAUUUUUGCAUGAUUGUUUUAUUAUUA
This is a messenger RNA of Chenopodium quinoa (quinoa), 853 nucleotides long. RefSeq lists its product as uncharacterized. Bases 474 to 689 code for a protein of 71 amino acids. The record is from RefSeq and is a predicted model, not a curated record. The transcript is spliced from 3 exons. NCBI's taxonomy places the organism in Eukaryota, Viridiplantae, Streptophyta, Magnoliopsida, Caryophyllales, Amaranthaceae.